This is a messenger RNA of Trametes versicolor FP-101664 SS1, 594 nucleotides long. RefSeq lists its product as uncharacterized. The annotation marks the transcript as partial. The record is from RefSeq and is a predicted model, not a curated record. Lineage: Eukaryota; Fungi; Basidiomycota; Agaricomycetes; Polyporales; Polyporaceae. The transcript has 2 exons.
UACGAUCCUCACGACGGCCCCUGUUGCACUGUCCAGACGUUCCUCCCUGACCUCAACUCGCCACCACACUCUUCCUGGAACACAUCCGUCAUCGAAGUGUUCGUGGAACACUUCAUGCAGCUUCAUCCUCGUGCGCCGCAAGAUCGAGUAGAAGAACUGUUCAGCGGCCAUCUCAAGUACCUGUGCACCAGGUGGCAAAACACGACGAUGGAUCCGAAGAAGGUUAAGAGCAGACAGAGCCUCCUCAACAGGGCAGAGCGUCAGCGCAACCUCUAUUACCGCCGCCUCCAGGUUGCCCACGCCUAUGCUCCCCUUCGGCGUCAUAUCCCCAUGCUGAUGGCCCUUGGCCCGAAAGGCAUGAGCUCUGACGAGUCCGACCACAAGAAAGGAUUCGCGCAGUACGGGGUCUUCAAGAAGGAAUGGCGAAACCCGCUGAUCACCGCAUGGCUGCGAGUCUUCGACAGCCUCUACCGCCGUCUUCGCCUGAACGAUGUGGACAAGAACAGCCCCGGCUCACAACCUCACAGCCGUUUCUACUCGGUUAAGACGUCCAAACGGCGUCCUCCCGUCAAGGGUCUUCCCAAGAACGCGUAC